This is a messenger RNA of Clarias gariepinus (North African catfish), 1713 nucleotides long. It is a transcript of the gene slc35a3a, whose product is annotated as solute carrier family 35 member A3a. Gene Ontology annotation, biological process: pyrimidine nucleotide-sugar transmembrane transport. The record is from RefSeq and is a predicted model, not a curated record. Gene Ontology annotation, cellular component: Golgi membrane. Lineage: Eukaryota; Metazoa; Chordata; Actinopteri; Siluriformes; Clariidae. Gene Ontology annotation, molecular function: UDP-galactose transmembrane transporter activity. The transcript has 8 exons. Bases 409 to 1398 code for a protein of 329 amino acids.
GAAGUCUCUGUCACACACACACACACAUUUACACACACGCGUAUAAAGGAGUGCGCGAAGAGAAGCAGGUUUUAAAAGCCAGCGCUCGGCGGCAACUUUGCUGCAGGAAAACAUUAAAGCGAGAAUCAGGAAGCGAGAAGAAAAUGGAGACCGGAAGUGAGAUUAGCGUUAGCAUAGCGUUAGCACGGAGAGAGAGACUGAGAGCGCGGUUUAACUCUCCGAUUUAAUCCCGUGGUUCGUUUCAUUCCUCCAGUCAGAGACACUUAAACCCGCCGGUGGAGUCUGAAGGAAACCCGCAGGUUGUUUGUUCCACUUUUUGCUGGUCAUCAGUCGCCAGUCAUUCACUUCCGGGUUUGUUAACGCAGAAGAAGACUUCAGCUUCAGGUGGCUCAGCUCGGCCCUUACGUCAUGACGUCGACACGGCUGAAGUACCUGUCCCUGGGCGUGCUGGUGUUCCAGACGACCUCUCUGGUGCUCACCAUGCGAUACUCGCGCACGCUGCAGGCCGACGGGCCGCGUUACCUUGCCUCCUCCGCCGUGGUGCUGGCCGAGCUGCUCAAGAUCCUCACCUGCGUCUGUCUGGUCUGCAAAGAUCACAGUUACAGCGUACGUGCUCUGAGCAGCGUCCUCAGGCAGGAGAUCCUCCACAAGCCGAUGGAGACGCUGAAGCUCGCCAUUCCCUCAGGAAUCUACACACUGCAGAACAACCUGCUGUACGUGGCGCUGUCCAACCUCGACGCCGCAACGUACCAGGUGACCUACCAGCUGAAGAUCCUCACCACCGCGCUGUUUUCCGUCUCCAUGUUGGGACGCAGGCUCGGGCUUUAUCAGUGGCUCUCUCUCAUCAUUCUGAUGACUGGAGUCGCUCUCGUGCAGUGGCCCACAGACUCUCCAGGCUCCCCCGAGAAGCAGCAGCAGCCCACCACAGGGUCUCCGUUCGUGGGUUUGGUGGCCGUGUUGGUGGCGUGCUGCUCCAGCGGCUUCGCUGGCGUUUACUUUGAGAAAAUCCUUAAGGAGACGAAGCAGAGUGUGUGGGUCAGAAACAUCCAGCUCGGUCUGUUCGGUCUGGUUUUUGGCCUGUUUGGGAUGCUGCUGUAUGAUGGAGAGAGAGUAAAGGAGCACGGGAUGCUCCAGGGCUACAACUCCAUCACCUGGACUGUCGUGUCUUUACAGGCAUUGGGAGGUUUGGUCAUAGCUGCUGUCAUUAAAUACGCAGAUAACAUUCUGAAGGGUUUCGCUACGUCGCUGUCCAUCAUCCUGUCCACGCUCAUUUCCUACUUCUGGCUGCAGGACUUUGAGCCGACGAGCGUCUUCUUCCUGGGAGCCGUGCUGGUCAUAGUCGCGACGUUCCUAUACGGCUACGAAGCCAAACCCGCUUCCAACCCGAGCCGAGCAUGAUGGGAAGCCGGGGACACCAGAGAGCGGACAGAGGUCCAGGAUGGAGCUGAAGAGUCGGAGGGAGACGCAGGAUCGAAACGAGGAAGGAAGUGUGACGGAGAUGUCUGACGUGGCUCGUUAAUUGAGCGGGAGUGUGAACUCGUCUGUGAAAUCAGAAGCGCAGCGCCGUGGUGAGCCGAACGAACCCCAACCAUCACUGAACACGAUGAGGAAACCACAAAAAAACACUAUUUUAUGCCAUGAAUCAAAUACUUGAGGAAAAUCCUGGGGUGCCAUUCAGUUCUCUCUGUGUGUGUGUGUGUGUGUGUGUGUGUG